This is a messenger RNA of Drepanopeziza brunnea f. sp. 'multigermtubi' MB_m1, 825 nucleotides long. The record is from RefSeq and is a predicted model, not a curated record. Lineage: Eukaryota; Fungi; Ascomycota; Leotiomycetes; Helotiales; Drepanopezizaceae.
AUGGCAGGCUUGGUUGGAUACGGGAGCAGCGAUGAAGAGGAUCAUCCAGAGCUUGAGAGUUCGAAGCUAGGCGCGGACGGACUCGCCGUACACUUUGGCGAGGGGUCUGCAUCUGAUCCAGUCUUGGACGUUAUGCAAAACAGUAAAGCUAUAGGCCCAAGGUUUCCUGAAGCAGAUGCGCCGUUAGUUGGUCCAAGUCUUGGACCUGCACCUGGCGAACAUCAACUACUAGAAACAGACGAUCCAGCUAUGGCUCCUCAAUCACCUUAUUCCGCUAAUCGAGCUCUACUGAGAGACUUGACCCUUCCGACCCUUCCCAACUACGACAUUCCGCCUUCACCUCCUGGAUCACCUUCAGAGAGUACGAACGCUAAGUUCAAGCAUUUUCUUGAGCUGAAGAAGAAAGGCGUCCACUUCAACGAGAAGUUGGCAAAGUCGUCAGCACUGAAAAAUCCGAGUCUGAUGCUGAAGCUUAUGGAUUUUUCGAAUAUUGACGAGGCUGGUCAGUAUGCAACAACACUGCCGAAGGACCUCUGGAACCCUCAUGAUUUUCCUGCUUAUGCCUAUAAGGAGGAACUUGCAAAAAGCCAGCAGAAGAUAUUGAAGAAGAAGGAAGAGGACAAGGCUCGAGGUCAACGGGAUAGCUUGGACUUUGUACCUGCAACCUCAACAACAGAGAUGCUGAGUCGGAACACGACUUCUUCGAAUGGUGGUCGGCCAGGUCAAAUGAGUGCCGCUGAAAGAAUCAUGGCUGGACUGGAUAGAGGACGUUCGAAUUCACCCAACGUUCAAGGCACGAAGAGGAAGUCGAGAUUCGAUGGCUGA